AUGAGCGGUCGGACCAUUGCUGCCGGCUUUCGGCGGGCGACGCGACGCGAUUCUGUCCAUGCCGUUCGACAACUGCAUAAAAUACCAACCGGAGGCUUAUUACGAGCAGAUACAUCGAUUAGCGCAGCUAGAAAACGUGCGUGGAUCGACGGAAACUAUUUUCACAACGCUGUAUCUGUUCGAAAUGCCUCAUUCGCCAGGUUUUUACCAAAGCUGGUCGUCAAGUUUGCUAGAAUCCCAGCCAUGUUCGGAGGCUUGGCUGUUGCAGCCUUCGCAUGGGUUCAGUAUCAAGCGACUCAGGCUGGUAACUAUGCGAUUGAGCUUUUCAGCACCACCAGAGAUGCUGUCACCUCUACGGCAACAAGUCUGUUUGACACUGCCAAAGACGUGGCUGCCCAGACUCGGCAAGGCUGGGAUAGUACCACAGAGAAGGUGGAGACUCCCGAGUGGUUGAAGAAGAUUUUACGAAUACAUGAAGAAGUUGGUACUGGGGGUCCUGGCGGUCCUGGUGGCGAUGAGAACCCGAAACAUAGUAGAGCUGGCGGAGCUGUGGCCGUAGGUGCCUCUGCUGCCGCAUAUGCCUACGGCAACUCGGACGAAAAGGACCCAAGGGACGAGGAGGAGGUGGUAAGGGAUGACCAGAUGAUGAUUCUGACUCGGAAAAUGAUCGAAAUACGAAGCAUACUCCAGAAAGUCGGGCAAUCGAGCUCGCUGACAUUGCCGUCCAUCGUGGUUAUCGGCUCUCAGUCAUCCGGAAAGAGCUCAGUCUUAGAAUCUAUCGUGGGACAUGAAUUCCUUCCAAAGGGCUCAAACAUGGUCACCCGGAGACCGAUCGAGCUCACACUUGUCAAUGUGCCCGGCUCCGAGGAAGAGUACGGAGAGUUUCCAGACUUGGGAUUAAGACGUAUCUCGGAUUUUUCAUCCAUUCAGAGAACUCUGACGGAACUCAACAUGGCUGUUUCCGACACAGAAUGCGUUUCCGACGAUCCUAUUCACCUGACCAUAUAUUCCCCAAAUGUCCCGGAUUUGUCCCUCAUCGACUUGCCAGGUUACAUACAAGUUAUCGGUCAAAAUCAACCUUCACAGCUGAAGCAGAAGAUCUCAGAAUUAUGCGACAAGUAUAUUCAGCCUCCCAACGUCAUCCUCGCCAUAUCAGCAGCUGACGUGGAUCUUGCAAACUCGGCUGCUUUGCGGGCGUCUCGUAGAGUUGAUCCAAGGGGUGAACGAACCAUCGGGGUCAUAACCAAAAUGGAUCUGGUCGACCCGAGCCGAGGGGCUGCAAUUCUCAAUGACAAGCAAUAUCCUCUAAGAUUAGGAUAUGUUGGGGUGGUGUCCAAAGCGCCGCCCACGCAAAGCUUAUUCAAGUUGGGUCCAACCAACCUGAUGUCGGCGAUCGCUAAGCAUGAAAACAGCUUUUUCGCUUCACAUCCCCAAGAGUUUGGCCCAAAAGCAGGUGUCAGUGUGGGUACGACUAGAUUGCGUAAGAAGCUCAUGCAUGUGCUCGAGCAAACCAUGUCAUCCAGUCUACAGAGCACGACUGAUGCCAUAAGGCAAGAGCUCGAAGAAGCUACGUACGAGUUCAAAGUGCAAUAUAAUGACCGACCGCUUUCCGCGGAGUCGUACCUAGCGGAAAGCUUGGAUGCUUUCAAACAUUCGUUCAAACAGUUUACCGAUGAGUUUGGCCGGCUGCAAAUGCGACAACUACUUAAGGCCGAGCUGGAUCAAAAAGUCCUGGAUCUUCUUGCCGCCAGGUACUGGAACAAGCCCAUAACAGAUCUGGCCGUCUCUCCGAUAGAGCCCGACAACAUCGCUGAUCUUCCAAAGGCCGAUCCUGACUCGUUAUACUGGCACCGCCAGUUGGAUGCUUCAUCUUCAGCACUUACAAAACUUGGAGUCGGGCGUCUCGCCACCACGGUCGUCGCUUCUGCUUUGCAAAGCCACGUUGAUCAAUUGCUCAACAAGUCUAACUUUGCAACGCACCCUUUCGCUCGCCAAACGAUUUUAGACGCGGCAUCAAGCAUUCUUGGCGAGAGAUUCUACAGUACCAGCGAUCAGGUUGAAAACUGCAUCAAACCCUUUAAGUUUGAGAUUGAUAUUGAGGAGCGCGAAUGGACCCAGGGUCGGCAGCAUAUUGCAGAUGUCCUCAAAAAGGAAUUGCAUGACUGCGAAUCAGCACUUAGUAGUCUGGAACCGUCGUUCGGUGGGCAUCGGAAGAUGAAAGAAGUCAUGAGCUUCAUUGAUAAGGCACGGAAAGGCGAUGUUGUAAUCGAAGGAGAUGGCCAUAGCGGUGCUGGUGGCUUCAGCGCUGCUCUCCUCGUCAAAGGGCGAGAGGCGUUAUUCCUUCGCGAUCGCGAAGACAUAAUUAAGAUGCGGCUCAUGGCAAUCAAAUCCAAACAAUGCGCAUCUGUUAAAAACAAGUACUACUGCCCCGAGAUUUUCCUUGAUGCUGCCGCAUCGAAGCUUGCCUCUACAGCAGUACUUUUUCUCAACGUAGAACUACUGUCUGAAUUCUACUACAAUUUUCCAAGGGAGCUAGACCUCCGUCUUGGCCGACACCUGACAGAAUCUGAAGUGGAGAGAUUUGCUAAAGAAGACCCAAAAAUCCGGCGUCAUCUCGAGGUUAUUCGAAGAAAAGAGCUACUCGAGCUUGUACUUGAGAAGAUGGACAGCUUGAGACAGCUUGAAGGCAAAGAGCGUGAACGAUUGGUUGGGGGCCGAAGACGCGAUGGGGAGAAGCAGCGUGCUAGAUAA
Molecule: messenger RNA, 2751 nt
Organism: Ustilaginoidea virens
Lineage: Eukaryota; Fungi; Ascomycota; Sordariomycetes; Hypocreales; Clavicipitaceae
Exons: 3
Coding region: 1-2751 (916 amino acids)
Cellular component (GO): membrane; microtubule; cytoplasm
Molecular function (GO): GTPase activity; microtubule binding; GTP binding
Source: RefSeq, a predicted model, not a curated record